Messenger RNA from Paramuricea clavata, 1158 nucleotides. The record is from the annotation of a GenBank genome assembly. Lineage: Eukaryota; Metazoa; Cnidaria; Anthozoa; Malacalcyonacea; Plexauridae.
AUGGGCGAACAGAAUAAAUUAGACGAAGUAAACAAAGUUCAAUCAACCAAAUCGAGAACAAAGGGGGGUGGAGCACGGAACAAAGCAAACUAUGGCAAAUUCAAACAAGACUCAACACAAAACAAAGCGUGUGGAUAUUGUGGUAGAAAGCACAAGUUUGGACGAGAAUCGUGUCCAUCGUGGGGUGAGACGUGUAAUUCGUGCGGAAAGCAGAAUCAUUUCGCAAAGCAAUGCAGACAACGCAGGAGAGACAAUACGAACCAAGUGAAAGAAGCAGACUCGAGCUCCGACUCCGAGUACAUCGAUAGCGUGACUGUGAAACCAGAUAAGAUAAGCUCGAUUAGUCAACAACCAUCGAAAGAAGUAUACGCUAAAAUGAUCGUGAGAGGCAACCCGGUUAAAUUCCAUGUCGAUUGCGGGGCAACGGCAAACGUGUUACCUAUAAAGUACUUAGCGGGUGAAAACAUCGAACCGACAGAUAAAACUCUACAGAUGUGGAACAAGACAGAAUUAAAGCCAAAGGGAACUUGCCGUCUUACAAUAAGAAAUCCGAAAAAUGAUAAGAAAUAUUCCGUAGAAUUUAUGGCAGUUCAAGAGAAUUUGACACCAUUACUCGGGGCUAAAGCGAUUCAACGCAUGGGAAUUGUCGAAACACAUAAUGAGAACUUUGAACAAGUAGCCCAGGUAAAUUCAGGAAUCAAAGACACAACAAGUACACAGUCAACAACGACAGUGAUGAACCGAAUAAUUGAAGAAUUUGCAAACGUGUUCGAAGGAGAAGUGGGUACGCUAGAAGGAGAACAACAUCUCGAAGUAGAUCCAACGGUACAACCGACGACAGCGCCAUCAAGACGAGUGCCAUUUGCCGUAAAAGCAAAGGUGAAAGACGAGUUAAUGCGACUAACGAAUCUUGAGGUUAUACAGCCAGUUGAUGAACUCACAGUCUGGGUCAGCAAUAUGGUCGUGGCAACAAAACCAUCUGGUGAACUACGCAUCUGCAUCGAUCCCAAACAGCUGAAUAAGGCCCUCAAACGUGAGAGGUAUCCCAUACCAGUCAUUGAAGAUGUGAUGCCAGAUAUAGCCAAAGCCAAAGUUUUUACAAAGGAAGAACGCGCGGAAUGGCUAUUGGCACGUCAUGUUGGACGAAGAGUCCAGUAG